AAAGAUGAAUUCUACUUUUCCACUUUUUCUCUCUCUUUCUCAAGAAUCAAUCAUGGGUGAUCUGGGUGUUCAAAAAAUGUUUGAAUAUUACCUUUAUGAUUAUUUGCUAAAAAAUAAGAUGGGCGAGACGGCAGAAAUCUUCGGGAGAGAAGCCAAUCUGAACUUCGAUCUUACCCGGCCUCCACUUGUAGAUACUCCUGAUGGUUUUCUCCAUGAGUGGUGGGUGAUAUUUUAUGAUAUGUUCCGUUCACGGAUGGCGGCGAAUGAAGAGCGUGACGAUGGCUCCUCCUUGUCAAGACAGCAUGAGAUGAAUGGAAAGCUUCAGAACCCGGCUAUUAGUGCUGAUCCAGGUUGUACACUACAGCCAUUAGGAGCAGGGGGAGUGACAAGCGUAGUUCAAUCUACGGAUAUCAGUGGGCUCAGAGAUGUUCCUUAAGGACUGAUAGUGAGGACCAUUGUCAGACUGAAUGAGACAUGCCGUGAACUCAGAAAUGCAGCGGCAAUUAUGGGUAGUCCUACGCUUCAUAAGAAAAUGGAAGCUGCUUCCAAUGCCAUAAAACGUGACUGCAGUUUAAUCAUUCAUGACUCAGAGGUUUUUGGAAUUGGGGGUUUAGAAUAGGGCAAUUUGAGGAGAUGAUGGGCUAGUUAAGUUUUAUUUGUUUAA
Molecule: messenger RNA, 664 nt
Organism: Vitis riparia (riverbank grape)
Lineage: Eukaryota; Viridiplantae; Streptophyta; Magnoliopsida; Vitales; Vitaceae
Product: transcriptional corepressor LEUNIG_HOMOLOG-like
Exons: 4
Coding region: 5-436 (143 amino acids)
Molecular function (GO): protein binding; transcription corepressor activity
Source: RefSeq, a predicted model, not a curated record